CCACACCUAACUCCACCAUCUAAAAUACAUAUUCAAAGUCCCUUUCUUCUUAUUCUUCUUCAUCUUCAUUCUCUCCUAUAUAUAUAUAUCCUUAACUUGUUUCCAAAUCGCGUUCUUGACUCAUUAGUUUAACCUUCUUCAGAGCUCCAUUUUGGCUGAAGUUGAAAAAAGAUGAGAAGAAACUGUAACUUGGAACUAAGGCUUGUCCCUCCUUGUGUUUCUGUUUCUCCUAAAGAUUGCACUACGACCCCUUACUUCUCCAUGAGGGAUAACCAGGGCACAGAAGAGAAGCAACAGCAGCAGCUAACAAUAUUCUACAAUGGAAAAGUUGUGGUUUCUGAUGCUACAGAGCUUCAGGCGAAAGCAAUAAUAUAUCUCGCAAGUAGAGAAACGGAGGAGAAUACAAAGACUUCAUCACCAAUUUCAGAAUCAUCAUCACCAUUGUUACAAACUCAAACUGGUCUUUCCAUGAAGAAAUCUCUGCAAAGAUUUCUGCAAAAGAGAAAAAAUAGAAUUCAAGAAACUUCUCCAUAUCAUCACUAGCUAGUUGAUACUAUUUGUACUGAUUUCUGAUAACCUUUUAUUAAUUUGUUUUUUCAUUCUUUUUGCCCUUCUUUAUCUGGUGUGGUCUUGGGGGUAUAAAGAAGGAGAACCUUUUCGUGUCAUUACUGAUGACAUGCUCUCAGAUAUGUAAAUUAGUACUAUCAUAUAUGGAAAUAUAAUGGAUGAAUGAUGCUAGAUUUCGCAAA
Molecule: messenger RNA, 749 nt
Organism: Nicotiana attenuata
Lineage: Eukaryota; Viridiplantae; Streptophyta; Magnoliopsida; Solanales; Solanaceae
Product: protein TIFY 5A-like
Exons: 3
Coding region: 172-543 (123 amino acids)
Biological process (GO): response to wounding; regulation of jasmonic acid mediated signaling pathway; regulation of defense response
Cellular component (GO): nucleus
Source: RefSeq, a predicted model, not a curated record